Messenger RNA from Neurospora tetrasperma FGSC 2508, 2180 nucleotides. RefSeq lists its product as uncharacterized. Lineage: Eukaryota; Fungi; Ascomycota; Sordariomycetes; Sordariales; Sordariaceae. The transcript has a single exon. The coding region runs from base 90 to 2180 and encodes 696 amino acids. The record is from RefSeq and is a predicted model, not a curated record.
CCUAAUUCUUGCGCCAAGCAAACAAACACCAAAAAAGUUCAACUGGACGACGUCAAGGAUAGGGGUUACUUAGCGCGAAACCGCCUAUCAUGGCCUUCCACCAACCGGCCCGUCAGCUCCAGCAACAACGAAAUCGCCUUCUCUCGAGCGAUGGCUCUUCAGCUGUCUUCUCGCCGCAACCGCCAGGUCUGGGCGAGUCGCAGACAUGGGUUCUCUUCACGCCCGGCACCGACGCCGGCACAACAGCUUCCUACCUCAGCGACUCUCUCCAUGAUGACCACCAGCAGGUGACACCCGGCCGGUCGCAGGCUAGCGACCUCGGUAGCUUCGACACCGCGGCCCGAUCCGACCUUAACUCGCAAAACCACAAUUCGGCACUGCCCUCGGAUUUCCUUGAGGAAAGCGUCGCGGAGGAAGAGGACGAGGAAGAGGAGGAUCCCGAGUUCGACAGUCUUGACAGCCAUCUUCCAGACUUUCGAACGCCCCUCGGGCAGUCGCCGCAAAAUUCGUAUGCGAUGCCUGUUUUCCCCAGCCAUGACGGCAUGGGUUCGUUUCAGUUCAAGCCUCCGGGUAUGAGCAGCGACAUCCAAGACAGACUAUACCAGUUCGAGCUACUCAACCCCAACCGCAUUCAGCGCCGUAAUGAUGCGCUCGAACAGAUUCAUAUGGAAUACGGUGGCCAAGAGGUGGAAGAUAACGAGCGCAACCGGAGGAUAGAGGCAUGGCGGCUAGAGCAGAGCAAGCUGCUGCUUGAGAGAAUCAGGAAGGAGACAAGGAGAAGGCAAUCGCAGAAUUCGCUACGCACCGCAAACUCCGCCACGAGCGUGGGCGAUAAGGCCGCGAGCGUGUUGGACCAGCUCGAGCAAGACGAUACGGCAAGCCUCGCAAGCGAUGACUGGCAUGAUCACGAUGACGAAUACAAGGCCCAGUCCGCCAGCACAGAAACACUCAAAAAAGAGGCAACCAACGAGGAGCCAAGCGAAGGGAUAAUAGGCCGCACAAGAGAGGCAAUCUGCAACCUGAUAGGAGUCGACGACAGGCUACUCGCAAUUCUCCUAGGCGAAGCCCUCCCUGACGAGGAAGAGCUGUCCACUACGCCUACGGCAUCCACGACUAUGAAUGUCGACUCACAGGUGAAGACGUCCGAGGAUUCGACAUGGCAGUUGCGCAUGCUAAACCGGAUAGCGAAAGAACUCGGGAUGCUGAUUCACCAACUAUCAACCUCUCCCCACCCCGGCGCGUUUUCCACCUACACCCGGGUCCAGCAAAUGCCCCUCCCAUACGCCGGCCUACCAGUUAUACCCGAGACCUCGGCCGUUACCAACAACGAUUCUUCGUCCAAGGAUAGUCUCCGCACAGGCAGUAACGUGGUGUCCAACAUGCCCCAGUUUCAACCGACCAUCACCCAGCCCGUCACAACCCCUACCGACUCCGAACAAGGACAGGCUUCCGCUGCCAUCCCCGCUCCUUCAGAACUUACAUCCUCCAAACUUACCACGUCCACCGGGCCGGCCCCGUCCGACGUGACCUCCACAACAGGGGGAGCACUACCCACCACCGCCUCUUCUCUUCCCCAACAACAACAACAACAACAACAACAACAACUAACCUUCACCCAAGACGAAUGGGAACAAGAGCUCGACAUCGGUCUCAUAUUCCGCUACCUCCGCUCGCGCUUCUCCCCUUCCUCCCGGUCCCCCUCACCCACCUCCUUCUCCGGACCAACCCUCACCCCUCCCUCCUCUUCCAUCUUUGCCACCGCUUCUACCGCCGACCUAGCAGCCAAAGCCGCUCGCGUAAGACAACACCAUCCUCUGAUGUCCCACCAUCGUCGCCCUCACCACGCCCCCGCUACGCGCAGCUUCAAAGUCAGCACUCCUUCCGGCCCCAGCAACAUCGCUUCCCCCACCAACGCGGCGGCAGCAGCGGCGGCGGCCGUGGUGUCGGUGAUGAGGCAGAGGGCAGGGAGCUGUGCUAGUCAGAGUACGCAGCGGAGCGCUACUAGGACGACGGGGCGAGGGAGUGUGAAGAGGAGGAAUAGCGGGGCGUCGACGGCCACGGGGAGGGUGAGUCAUGGAAGUAGGCAUUAUUGGGAUCUCCCCAAGGGGCCGGGGAGUGUAAAGGGCGGGAGUGUGGUUGCGGGAGCAGGAGGGGGGAUGGGGAGUUGGGGGGAGGUUUGA